This is a messenger RNA of Lymnaea stagnalis (great pond snail), 3455 nucleotides long. Lineage: Eukaryota; Metazoa; Mollusca; Gastropoda; Lymnaeidae. The record is from the annotation of a GenBank genome assembly.
CCAGACACACACGGGUGAACACGACCAGUGAGUUCAGCUAGCCAACAUGACCACGCCAAUCAUCAACAUGACCACGCCCCCUCUGGCCAACAAAACCAUGGUGGAAGGGGCGUUGUUCACCUGGCAUGGGACGGAACUCAUUUUGCUUCCUCUGAUCAUGCUGAUGGGCACCCUGGGCAACCUUCUCGUUUUCUACAUCUAUCACUUCCGUUGGCACAGCAACACGGUGACGCUGUUUAAAAGGGUGAGUACAUCUAUCACUUUCGUUGGGACAGAAACACGGCCACAGUGUUUAAAAGGGUGAGUACAUCUAUCACUUCCUUUGGGACUGAAACACGGCUACAGUGUUUAAAAGGGUGAGUACAUCUAUCACUUUCGUUGGGACAGAAACACGGCCACAGUGUUUAAAAGGGUGAGUACAUCUAUCACUUCCUUUGGGACUGAAACACGGCUACAGUGUUUAAAAGGGUGAGUACAUCUAUCACUUUCGUUGGGACAGAAACACGGCCACAGUGUUUAAAAGGGUGAGUACAUCUAUCACUUCCGUUUGGGACUGAAACACGGCUACAGUGUUUAAAAGGGUGAGUACAUCUAUCACUUCUGAUGGCACAGCAAGACGGCUACAAUGUUUAAAAGGGUGAGUACAUCUAUCACUUCCAUUGGCACAGCAACACGGCUACAGUGUUUAAAAUGGUGAGUGCCUCUAUUGAACAUAUAACUAAUAAAAGAACGAUUUAAAGUCUUUAGCUGCAGCACUAGAUAGCGGAAAUACAUACGGAACAAUACAAAUUGUACGUUCAGAGUGUUGCACAAAAGAAAGUGAAGAUAAACACACACAAAAAUGAAGAAAAAGUUUUGAAAAUACAAAAAUCAUACAGACAUCCAUAAAAACCAAUCCCUAUUAAACAAAGUUUUUUCGUAUAAAUCCUUCGUAUGAAUUUGACUAGCAUUUAUGUAUUUGUAUGUGAUUUAUCAUUUAUUAAGAAGCGGUUACGUCAAUGGGUCAACUAAUGGUGAAGACCCUUUUUAUAUCUCUUUCAUUUUCCCCUUCAAAAACACAAUUAAUUUUGUUGCAAUGGCUUUUACUUGUAAUGGGUGUUAAACUAUAUUAUGAUAAUAAGGGGGAGAGACUGCAACUAGGUAAACAAAAAAAAAAAAAGAAAAUGAAUGAAACAAAGUAUAGUAAAACUUAAAAGGAACGCAACAAAACAGCGAACGUGUCAGCAGGAAGCCUUCAACGACGAAAAAACAACAAUAAAAACAAGAAUUAAAUAAGAGCCAGAAUGAUCAAUAUAUUGAUCUUAGGCCCUCAAAAUACAGAAGAGGAAAAAAAUAAUAGCACUUAGCUGAAAAGUCGUAUCCGAGGGGAGGCAAAAGAAUCCACAAUUCUUUUAUUCAUUCCGAAACAUAAGAUUGACGAACUCUGACUUAAAUUCCAGGCCAUUAAUUAUGAAAUUUGUAAUAUCAUAAUGUAAUUAUAUAUCUGUAUAUUAAAUGUACUCACUUACGGGCACAUUGCCGUCACCAUGCAGAUGCUUGCCGUCCUUGAUCUUGCCAACCUGCUGCUGGCCUUGCCGUCACUGAUGACCAUCACGCUGAACGCCAAGAGCAGCAGUUUCAUGGUCCAUUGCAUCUUAACUUCGUUUGUUGCCCUCAGCUCGGCCAUUGCUUCCGCCUGCGUGCUGGUCAUCAUAGCAGCGGACAGGUCAGUUGUGUUCCAUCUGAAUUAUUAUAUCGAUGAAAAAAAUUAUUGUUUCAAACAGGAAUUUAAAAAAAAACAUUUGAAGUACUUGGACUUGUUGGUUUCAAAGUAAACAAAUGACAGCGCUCUGAUCAGGCUCUGAAAAAAAUGAUUUAUUUCUUUUAAGUCAACGCUACAAAUGGUAUUGAGAUUCAUGAUUAAUCUUUCAUUAUGACUUUCCAAAAUUUCUGUAUAAUCGUUACAAAUUUGUUUGUAGAAAAGUUUGUUUUGCCUACUAAGAAAAUUUUAAUCUGAAUGUGAUAAAAAAGGACUUUGUCUAUGUUUUAUCAUGAAUAUCGAAAUUUUUGUGUCGUAUAUUGCUUGUGUUUCUUCUAUGGCUUUAUACAUGUCAUAGAGUACAUUGAACUUAAUGUACAUAACGUCUACCUGCAGGUUCAUGAAGUUGUGCCUCCUGAGGAAAAAAGGAGUCGGGAUCCUUCUGGCCAAGAAGCUCUUCGCCACCAGCGUGAUCGUGUCGUGCAUCUUGAACAUCCCCAGCGUUUGGAUCUUCGGGAAAGACAACGUGGAGUUCUUCAACUACAACGUGGGGGUGACCUACUGCUUCAUCCAGACGGAGAGCAAGCAGGGUGCUCUCUUCAUCGCCUACGUCACCAUGCUGGGACUCGUGUUCAUCACUGUGAGCAACGUCCUGGUCGUCCUCUACUACAAAAUCAUCAGGACGCUGAUUGCACUCUCCAACAAGCACGAGGAGCUCAAACGUCGGCCGUCUCUGGCAGGGGGCCUGGAGGUCAUCAAGAAGCAGAAGCAGAGCGAGGUCAUGCGAAAAUCGGCGAUCGUUUUCAUCGUCAUCACGGUGGUGUUUUUCGCGAGUUACGCCCCUUACUUUGUCACUAUGAUCAUUUCCAUGACGGACCACUCGGUAGAGGGCAGUAUGGGCCCCGCCCUCAAAGCCCUUUACGACUUGGCCAAGUUGAGUCCGCUGGCCAACAACGUGGCCAACCCGUUUAUUUACAGCUUCACUUCAGAUCAUUUCCGGAAGGAGGUCAAGGACAUUUUCACCUUCAAAACGUGCAAAAAGGACUUUUUCAGACGCCGUGCCUUCUCUCUCUCCAGGAGCGAUAGGUCACGUGAGCUGUCUACGAUCUCUGAUUCACGAGAAGAUUCUUAAUGGCACCGGUACUGUGACACUAAGGAGCUAUACAGAUAGGGCUCUCUUACAGCUCCCGUUUCGUGAUAGCUUCAUUACAACUGAGUGUUUGGAAUCGAUCAACACAGUAAACCGAUUCAGACAUUUAUCGUGUCCUGUGUCUUUCAAAUGUGUUCUGGGAGGACACGUUUCCAUGAGUCGAACCCUACUAUUUGUAGCAUUUGAUAGGAGGACACGUUUCCAUGAGUCGAACCCUACUAUUUGUAGCAUUUGAUAGGAGGACGCGUUUCCAUGAGUCGAACCCUACUAUUUGUAGCAUUUGAUAGGAGGACACGUUUGCAUGAGUCGAACCCUACUAUUUGUAGCAUUUGAUACAUAGUUUUUUUGGGAUCCUCAUCUUUAUGCGUGGAUUUUAGAACACAAAACAAGACAAUCAUACGUUACCAGUUGUUAAAAGAAAGUUAAAGAGCAAAUUUAUUUUUAUGGAGUUUUGAAUGAAUCUAUAGUAGCGUCUUCAAGUAGAUGCAGUGCUGGGCAUGUGUGUUCUGAAAAAUAAUGGUAUUGCCUUGGGUUAAUGGCCAGGGAGACAAGGAGGUCCUAGCUUCC